AUGUUCGAGGCUGGACGAUGGGGUGCCUGGUGCCAGGCGCUCGCACUGCUCGUCCUGCUCGUCGGCCUGCCCGAGCCCGGUGCGGCACUCCCGGACGCCAUUCGGAUCGGCGGGUUGUUUCACCCGGACGAUGACCAUCAAGAGAUCGCCUUCCGUUACGCGGUCGAAAAAAUCAACUCGGACCGGACGAUCUUGCCCCGCUCGAAGCUGCUCGCUCAGAUCGAGCGGAUCUCACCGCAGGACAGCUUCCUGGCAUCGAAGCGAGUGUGUCAUCUGCUCGGGGUUGGCGUGGCCGCCAUCUUUGGGCCACAGUCAUCACACACCGCAAGCCAUGUGCAGAGCAUCUGCGACACGAUGGAGAUUCCUCACCUCGAAACGCGAUGGGAUUAUCGGCUGAGGCGGGAAAGCUGCCUGGUGAACCUGUACCCACAUCCAAGCACCCUCUCCAAGGCGUACGUGGACCUGGUGGCGGCCUGGGGCUGGAAGUCGUUCACGAUCAUCUACGAGACCAACGAGGGUCUGGUGCGGAUGCAGGAGCUGCUGAAAGCGCACGGACUCUCCGACUACCCGAUCACCGUGCGCCAGCUGAGCGAUUCCGGCGACUACCGGCCCCUCCUGAAGCAGAUCAAAAACUCGGCCGAGUCGCACAUCGUGCUCGACUGCUCGACCGAGCGUAUCUAUGAGGUCCUGAAGCAAGCGCAGCAGAUCGGCAUGAUGAGCGAUUACCACAGCUAUCUGAUCACCUCGCUGGACCUGCACACCAUCAAUCUGGACGAGUUCAAGUACGGCGGCACGAACAUUACCGCGUUCCGGCUGGUCGAUCCGGAAAACCCGGAGGUCGCGCAGGCCAUCCACAACUGGACCGUCGGCGAGGCCCGGCUCGGCAAGAAGGUGGACUUCAAAACGGCGGAGAACGUGACCGUGAUCAAGGCGGAAACGGCCCUGAUGUACGACGCGGUGCAUCUGUUUGCGAAAGCGCUGCACGAUCUGGACACCAGCCAGCAGAUUGACAUCCAUCCACUCUCCUGCGACACGCAGGACACGUGGCCGCACGGCUACAGUCUCAUCAAUUAUAUGAAAAUUGUGGAAAUGCGCGGCCUGACGGACGUCAUCAAGUUCGACCACCAGGGCUUCCGCAGCGACUUCGUGCUGGACAUCGUCGAGCUGGGACCGCAGGGGCUGCGGAAGAGCGGCACCUGGAACUCGACGUCGGGCGUCAACUUCACGCGCACGUACGGCGACCAGCAGAAGGAGAUCGUCGAGAUACUGCAGAACAAGACGCUCAUCGUGACGACGAUCCUGAGCGCGCCGUACUGCAUGCGCAAGGACUCGGCGGAGAAGCUGACCGGCAACUCGCAGUUCGAGGGGUACGCGAUCGAUCUGAUCCACGAGAUAUCCAAGAUACUCGGCUUCAACUACACGAUCCGGCUCGCACCGGACGGCCGGUACGGUAGCAACAACAAGGAGACGGGCGAGUGGGACGGGAUGAUAAAGGAGCUGCUGGAGCAGCGGGCGGAUCUCGCGAUCGCCGAUCUGACCAUCACCUUCGAUCGCGAGCAGGUGGUCGACUUCACGAUGCCGUUCAUGAACCUCGGCAUCUCGGUGCUGUACCGGAAGCCGGUCAAGCAGCCGCCCAACCUGUUCUCCUUCCUGUCGCCCCUCUCACUCGACGUCUGGAUCUACAUGGCGACGGCGUACCUCGGCGUGUCGGUGCUGCUCUUCAUCCUCGCACGCUUCACGCCGUACGAGUGGCCAACGCCGAACCCGUGCGAUCCCCAUCCGGAAAAGCUGCAGACUCAGUUCACGCUGAUGAACUGCAUGUGGUUCGCGAUCGGUUCGCUGAUGCAGCAGGGCUGCGACUUUUUGCCCAAGGCCGUCUCGACGCGCAUGGUCGCCGGCAUGUGGUGGUUCUUCACGCUCAUCAUGAUCUCCUCCUACACCGCCAACCUGGCCGCGUUCCUCACGGUCGAGCGGAUGGACUCGCCGAUCGAGUCGGCGGAGGAUCUGGCGAAGCAGACAAAGAUCAAGUACGGAGCGCUGCGCGGAGGCAGCACGGCCGCCUUCUUCCGGGACUCCAACUUCACCACCUAUCAGCGCAUGUGGGGCUUCAUGGAGUCGGCUAGACCGUCGGUGUUCACCGCCAGCAACAUCGAGGGCGUCGAGCGCGUGGUCAAGGGCAAGGGCAGCUACGCGUUCCUCAUGGAGUCGACCUCGAUCGAGUACGUCAUCGAGCGCAACUGCGAGCUGACGCAGGUGGGCGGCAUGCUCGACUCGAAGGGCUACGGCAUCGCGAUGCCACCGAAUUCACCUUUCCGGACGGCGAUCAGUGGCGCGGUGCUGAAGCUGCAGGAGGAGGGCAAGCUGCACAUACUGAAAACUCGCUGGUGGAAGGAAAAGCGAGGCGGCGGAUCCUGUAGGGAUGACACAUCGAAGUCGAGCUCGACGGCGAACGAGCUGGGGUUGGCGAACGUUGGCGGCGUGUUUGUCGUCCUGAUGGGCGGCAUGGGAGUUGCGUGCGUCAUCGCGGUGUGCGAGUUCGUCUGGAAGAGCCGGAAGGUGGCCGUCGAGGAGCGGGAGGUUUCCCUUUGCUCGGAGAUGGCGUCCGAGUUGCGGUUCGCGCUGAAACGCAGCCGGCCGAGGCGGAAGCAGCGCGCGGGAAGUGUCAGCGGGGGCACCCUGCGCACCACCUCGUCCCGCGCCUCGCCGAAGGAUUUGAGCGAACCGUCGUCGGAGGGCGGUCGCUUCCACCCGCUCGGUCCACCGUACGCCCAGUACGAGUUCGACCCGAAGGCCGUCCCUUAG
Molecule: messenger RNA, 2802 nt
Organism: Anopheles coustani
Lineage: Eukaryota; Metazoa; Arthropoda; Insecta; Diptera; Culicidae
Gene: KaiR1D
Product: glutamate receptor ionotropic, kainate 2
Exons: 18
Coding region: 1-2802 (933 amino acids)
Biological process (GO): monoatomic ion transport; modulation of chemical synaptic transmission; synaptic transmission, glutamatergic
Cellular component (GO): postsynaptic membrane; plasma membrane
Molecular function (GO): transmitter-gated monoatomic ion channel activity involved in regulation of postsynaptic membrane potential; glutamate-gated receptor activity
Source: RefSeq, a predicted model, not a curated record